This is a messenger RNA of Paramecium octaurelia, 1269 nucleotides long. The record is from the annotation of a GenBank genome assembly. NCBI's taxonomy places the organism in Eukaryota, Ciliophora, Oligohymenophorea, Peniculida, Parameciidae.
AUGUCAGAAGAAGAGGAGGAGGAAUACUUCAAUGCCAAACCAGAGAGUAGACCAAUAUUUAGUUAUAUCGAGGACAGACAACAACACAAAGAACAGAACAAGAAGGUUCUGCUAAAUCUAGGCGUUUUUGCUCUCCUCACAGCCAUUUCUUCCUUGAUUUUUAUGGGCUGGCUGUCCUAGAAAUCAAGAGACGAACAAAAGCAAGAAGUUAUCCUGCCAUUCCACAAUCCCAAUGAUCGUUCUGAGCUUUUAUGUCCCCUUAAUACAUCUUUCGACACUACUAAAUUUAGUUGUUUGGAAUGUUCGCAAAAUUGUGAAUAUUGUUAUCAUGAGUACACUUAAAGAUGUGUUCAAUGUGUUCAUCCUUAUAAAUUGAAAUCAAAUUAUUGUGUUGAAGAUUGUAUUUCAGUAGACAAUAUUUGCAUAAAUACUACAUAGGACUUAGUGAGUUUAUUUAACUAUUCAGUGGUGGAUUUGGGCACAGAAUUAAGAGUAAAUCAGUUAUUCCAAGUUGAAAUUCACACUCAUCUCUAUCAACAUCUGUACAUUAUAUUCCCUCCACUUGGGUAAUCAUUUAACUUUUUUUAUGAUCACUUAAAGUUGCCAGAAAUGGCUUAAUAGUUGAAUGCCACACUAUUCGUGUUUUCAACUCCAUAUACUGAAGUUUUAUAGGUCUAGGAAUUGUCAGACUCGAUUGAUGAGGAAUUUAGAUUUAUAGAAAGAGUGCAUGAAUUCAUUAACCCAUAUUUUUCAGAAGAAACUAAAUCAAUUAAUGUUGUUGGAUUGGGUGAAAUGCUUUUCUUUGCUCAUCGUUUAUCAACCUACAUGUAUGCAAAAUUAACUUAUCAUUUUAGAGUUCAGAAGAUGCCAGCAUCCACUGAAACUAAUGUAACAGUUGUUUUAAUGCAAACAUUGGAAUUCCCAUUGUAUGAUUCCUUAAACUUAGACUUCCUCCAAUUAUAACACCUACUCGCUUACAUUGAUUAGAGUUGGGACAUUUCACAUAAGGAAAAUAAGUCCAAUCUUAUAGCGAAUAACGAGGAUAGCCUCUAUUCUUAAAUUCAGCAGUUCCUCUUACAUCUCAGCUUCAACAAUUUGGUCAAUCCAUCAUACAACAUGAACAUUAAUGUGGUUGUGAUAUCAGAAAGAGGAUGCAAGGAUAUAUAAAAUUUAUAUUAAGAUGGGUUCAAUGCCAAAAAUUUUAUUCAGAUAUUUUUGGAUGACAAUCGCUUGGCUUCACAGUUUGCCAAAUUGAUAAGUUUGCAAUGA